Molecule: messenger RNA, 3982 nt
Organism: Styela clava
Lineage: Eukaryota; Metazoa; Chordata; Ascidiacea; Stolidobranchia; Styelidae
Product: arginyl-tRNA--protein transferase 1-like
Biological process (GO): protein arginylation
Cellular component (GO): cytoplasm
Molecular function (GO): arginyl-tRNA--protein transferase activity
Source: RefSeq, a predicted model, not a curated record
AAAUGGAUAAAUUUACCAUAGUUGAGUAUUAUGGCUAUAAUGAAAAUUUCCAUUGUGGUUAUUGCAAUGGUACCUCAGAAAAAUAUACACAUGGUAUGUGGGCACAUGCGAUGACUUGUCUCGACUAUCAAACGUUGAUAGACAGAGGUUGGAGAAGAAGUGGUGUUUAUUGUUAUAAACCAGAUCUAGAGAAAUCAUGUUGCCCACAAUAUACCAUCCGAUGUCGAGCUCUUGAUUAUAAACUGACAAAGUCAAAAAAAAAAGUUCUGAAUAAAAUGAAACAAUUUUUGGAAUCUGAAGGUGAUGAUGAGAUUGUAAAUUGGAAGGCAAAGAAUGCUGCCAGAAAUGCAGAACCUGAAAUGGAGGAAUCUGUUGACAAUAAACCAAGCGAAAUAAAGGCUUCGAAAGUUCCUAUGGUUUUGGUUGAUGAUUCACAAUUGAAGAAUCAUCAAGAAGCAUCUGAUGAAACGAAAAAAUCUAUCAAAGCUGGUCUUGGUGCAGAUCCAUCUAAACCUAUUUGUAGGAAAGCCAAAGUUUUGAGGCAACAGAAAAAACAAAAAAGGGAUUUAGCCACCGCUUCAGGCGAUGCAUCUUUCACAACCACUCCGUCUUCUCAACAAUCGAAGUCUAAAACACUUCAAGAAUAUGUUCCUCACUUACUUAACUCAACUGAUUUCAAGAGAAAACUUGAAGUCCGAAUGGUCCAUGCAAAAAUUGGCAACAGUGAAUUUGAAGCAACAAGAAAAGAAUCUUAUUCCCUAUAUAAAAAAUAUCAACAAAUUAUACAUGGCGACGAUCCAUCAGAUUGCUCAGAAAAACAGUGGAUUCGUUUUUUAGUAGAUUGUCCCCUUCAUCGGGACAAAGAAGGCCCAGGGCCAGGAUAUGGUAACUACCAUCAACAAUAUGUCUUAGAUGGUAAAAUUAUUGCUAUUGGUGUGGUUGAUGUACUACCUAAGUGUCUGUCAUCAGUAUAUUUAUACUAUGAUCCAGAUUAUGGUUUCCUCUCACUUGGUAUCUAUACAGCUCUUAGUGAAAUAGCCUAUACUCAAACACUGUAUGAAGAAUCAAAUGAUCUCGAUCAUUAUUAUAUGGGAUUUUAUAUUCAUUCAUGUCAGAAAAUGAAAUACAAAGGUGGAUAUCAGCCAUCUGAUUUAUUGUGUCCAGAGACGUAUAAAUGGGUACCAUCAGAAUUGUGCUUCCCACAACUUGAUAAAGAAAAAUACUGCAGACUUAACGAGUUAAACGGUGGCUCUGCUACCGAUGUCGAUCAGCAUAGUGGUAGAGAAGAUUUUGAUAUGAAUGAAAUUGGUAUUCUACACAGAAGAAGUUUAAUGAGGUAUGGUUUAUAUACAAGUCUUAAAUAUAAUGCUCUUGUUGAAGCUGAACAAAACCACUGUGAUGAUAUGAAUGAAGACCUUUUAGAAUCUCAAAAACAAGCAAAGAAUAACGAAUUGGAAAACCUAAAAGGAUAUGUUUCGGCUGUUGGCGCCGUUUGUGCAAAAAGAAUGUUCGUUUAUAGAUCUUGAUUUCAUUGUUAUAUUUUUAUACCACUGUAGUUAUUUAGUGAAUAUUAACAAAUACUAACAGUCAAACAAUGGUGAAUAUGUUCAAUAGUCUAAAUGUAGCAAAAAUUUUACUGUAUCAUUUGAUCAUUUCUAAUGUAUUCAUAAUCUGAUUUGGGUAAAUAAUUCUGGCUCCGAUAUUGCAAAAUUGAAUACCAUAUCUAAAUGAAAGAUUUUGUUAAUAGACAGAUUUCAUUUGAGACUAUCUAUAUCUGGAUUGGAAAUAAUAUCUGCCAUAUUUCCCAGCUUGUUGGCAAAAUACAUGCAACCCGAACCCCUGAACCCACAAGAGUGCAGUGCGCAAGAUUUAUAUGCUGCAAUGAGUAAUGGUUCUCUUCCGACUGACACAACAUGUCAUCAACCCUGUCGAGUCAGUAGCGGGAUGUGUGUAAUAUCCAGAGUUCGAGUAGUUACUCAAAGAGUUUUUUUUUUUUUAAAGAGAAAUUUUUCAAGAAAUAAAAAUUGAACGCUGGGGUCAACUCAACUGAAUCCUAGCUCAAGUCAAAAUAUCAUGAAAAUGGUAAAUGUAGCACUAUUUGUGAAAGUAGUAUUGUCGAUAAAACAUCAAUAAAUUUCCUGAAUAACAGGAAAGGAUUUUGUUGAUUUUUUUUUCAUUAUAUUAUUAUACUUCCAUCCUUCCAAUGUCGUUUUUUUACGCUUAGUUCCAAUUCAUUCUUCAAUUUUGCAGAAGACUAUUCAUAUUAUUGUGUAAAAAUUUCAAAGCUUUUUUAUUAAAAUUCUGCAAUCAUGUUUUUUAGCCAUAUCACUUUGUCAGUUUGCGCAAUUUAUAGCAAAUCCAAAUACCAUACUUUAAAAUUUAUUUGACAACUUUUGGAUAUCAAGUCAGGUACCAGUUGGAUGGAUUAAAAUAAGAUAUUUGUCCUCGAUUUUGUUCUAUUUUCAAUAUUAUUUAUGGUUAGGGUAAUAGGGUAUUUACAAGGAGUUAUUUGCAUUGGAAGACAGGAGUUUUCAAUUUUCUCAAUACUCAAUUUCUUAGAUUUAGAAGCUCAAGAUUGUAGGCUAUCCUGCUUUACCCCUAAUAUUUCUGGCUCGAAACAAAUAUGACAAUUAUUGAGUUACUGAGUACAAAAUUAUUUUUCCAGCUAUGUCUGUUGUGCAUAAUGGUUGUUUUUCUCGAGAAGGUUCCAAAAUUUUGUAUUUGUGUGUGCACAUUUAAAGCAUAUGCCUAUAUUUUUGAAUCAGACUUUUGAGUCAUGAUUGACUUACUCAGGAGGGAAAGAAAUCGAUGGUGGUAUAAAAUUGGCACAACUCCAUGUUGAUGAAGUAUUAAAACUUUCAAAAUGUAUUUUUUAGUGGAUUUGAUGACUAAUAUACUCGCACCUAAUAAUUGCUUGUUCAUUGGCAACAUUAUUGGUAGUGCCAAUCACUGACUGCAGUUGAUCCUUUUUGAACUUUUUCUUAUUCUACUAUAAGACUGAGUAAUAACAAAAAACACAAUCCUAAUACAUGCUUUGAAUCAGAUAAAUAACGCCCUAUAUGGAAAACACCUAUUUGCAAAUAUUCAACCGAUAUUUGGAUUUAUAGAUUUGGAAUAUUCUAAAUAAAUUAAAUGGGGCAAAAUUGUGAUUUCAAUACACAAACGGCGAAUUUUACAUAGAAUAAUGUAAUUUCAUCUUUUUCGAAUUGUAUUUAUUUUCAAAUUUUGUUUACGGUAUAUUGAAUUUUUGAGAAUCCGUAAUCUAGGCUAUCCAUUUUACUAGUAAAAUAUGACUUGGAUCAAUUUUACCGCAAAAUUAGCAAAUUUCUGAAAAUGAAAUGUCGUAGUCUCAUAAAGCUUUUCCGGUCUUAUUUACCAUAUUAAUUUCUUUGCACAAAUCUAUCUGAAAACACGCUCUAGUAGUAAUUUAUCCUAGUAUUCAACUACAUAUUGGUUUUGGAUUGAUUGAUUGAUUUAUAUCGUUCACAUGCGUAAUAAUCAGUUUAUCGAGGGGGAAUAAAAAUCGGGCUUCUAAUCAAUCUUUGUGUUACCAAUAUCACUAAAUACUUUGUUAGUCCAGCAUUCAAAAUUAUCGUAACAAGUUUCAAUUUUGAUUAACCUGAUUCUAUACAUUGUGCAUAAGAACCUUCGUAUAUACUGAAUUACGGUAUACAUUGUAAGUCACUUUAUCAUGGGAGAUUUUUUUAUUCUAUAUCGUAGCAAAGGGGUUAUGAGGGCCAAUUUUUGCUCUGUCUAUAUGUGAAUUGCGUUUUUCUUUUGCACAAUGAUCCCAUUUUGUCUGUAUUCUUGUGUUCUAAAUUAUUUUUUCGAAUUUCGUUUUUUUUUGGCUUAGUUAAAAGUUAGUAUUAUUAUUAUACUCCAUUGUAUUUAACAAAUGAUGUAAUUUGUAUCUGUUAUUGAUUUUUUAUACCAUAAUUAACAAUAUUCCAAUGUAUGUUAACUAACUUUGAUUACAAUUUAG